This is a messenger RNA of Papaver somniferum (opium poppy), 1059 nucleotides long. RefSeq names its product chlorophyll a-b binding protein of LHCII type 1-like. The record is from RefSeq and is a predicted model, not a curated record. The transcript has a single exon. NCBI's taxonomy places the organism in Eukaryota, Viridiplantae, Streptophyta, Magnoliopsida, Ranunculales, Papaveraceae. Gene Ontology annotation, cellular component: chloroplast envelope; plastoglobule; chloroplast thylakoid membrane. Gene Ontology annotation, biological process: response to light stimulus; photosynthesis, light harvesting in photosystem I. The coding region runs from base 96 to 920 and encodes 274 amino acids.
CCCAGACAAUAACACAAACAAAUUAACCUUCUCAUUCUACCAUCUUUACUGUAACUCAUUUCCUUUGUUCAGGGUUCAGGAUUCAACACCCCUCAAUGGCUGCUUCAACCAUGGCUCUCUCUUCUCCAUCUCUUGCUGGAAAGGCAGUUAAGCUUUCGCCAGCUUCUGAUGUCAUUUCUGAAGGAAGGUUCACUAUGCUCUUCCAAAAGAAGACAGCGGCAGCAAAGACAGCAAAGCCAAGCAAAUCUGUGUCCUCCGGUAGUCCAUGGUACGGUGCCGACCGUGUGAAGUACUUAGGUCCCUUCUCUGGUGAGUCUCCAUCUUACCUCACCGGUGAAUUCCCUGGUGAUUACGGUUGGGACACCGCCGGGCUCUCUGCUGACCCUGAAACCUUCUCCAAAAACCGUGAGCUAGAAGUUAUUCACUGUAGAUGGGCAAUGCUUGGGGCUCUUGGUUGUGUCUUCCCUGAAUUACUUUCCCGUAACGGAGUUAAGUUCGGCGAAGCCGUAUGGUUCAAAGCUGGAUCACAGAUUUUCAGUGAGGGAGGAUUGGACUACUUGGGUAACUCAAGUUUGGUUCAUGCUCAGAGUAUUCUAGCAAUCUGGGCUACACAAGUUAUCUUAAUGGGAGCAGUUGAGGGUUACCGUGUUGCUGGUGGUCCACUAGGAGAGGUUGUCGACCCACUUUACCCAGGAGGUAGCUUUGAUCCUCUUGGUCUCGCCGACGAUCCAGAGGCAUUUGCUGAAUUGAAGGUAAAAGAGAUCAAGAAUGGAAGACUAGCAAUGUUUUCAAUGUUCGGGUUCUUUGUUCAGGCAAUUGUGACUGGUAAGGGACCAUUGGAAAAUUUGGCUGAUCACUUGGCAGAUCCCGUUAGCAACAAUGCUUGGAAUUAUGCCACCAACUUCGCACCAGGCAAGUGAAGAAAAUUUUGUCUUAGACUGCCUAUGUAGAUUACUCAAAAAUGAUGGAGAGAUGUGAAAUAUUUAGCGAGGUUGUGAUUGUUUGUACAUUUUUUGAAAGCUAAUGAAGAAUUUGUUGUUGAGAUAAUUGUGAAUCUUC